ACAAACCCAAAAAUAGAAACAGAAAUGGAAACAAACAACUCUCUCCCUCUCUCUCACUAGGGAGCAAGUAGUGUGAAUUCAAAACUGCAAAAAAAGCAACAAGAAAGACGCUUUGGGCACCUGGGGUGGCCGAAAUCAUUUGAUUCUCGCAAUCUUUCUGCACUUCUUUCUUCCAGUUUUUCUCUGGAAAAUUGAGUUUGGAUUAGGUGUAAAUUAUUGGAAUUUUUUUUACUGUGACACUGUAUCUCUGUUCCAGUAAUGGAGUCUUUGAACUAUGCUUUUGAAGGAAGAGGUUUUCUGUUUUCUGAUGAAUUGCCAGUGGACUCCUUUACAAGAAGUAGAAAUCUUCUAAAAGACUGGAACUUAAACCCCUUCUCUGAGGUUGAUAGAGGUAUGAUUAGCACUAAUCAUGAACUUAAUGAAGGAGCAGAGUUCAUGGAGUCUGGUUUGGCUGAAAUGCUGCAGAAAUCGCCCGUGAGUAGUCCGGGCUUGAGGCUUUCGAGUACUGAGUCUGAUAAUGAUUUUGCGAAGAUGACACUUUCUUCUUGUAUGGCUAAUCUGGAUUCGGUCCCGAGGGAGAUGGAAGUUGAGGCUACUGGGUAUAACAACCAGAAAUCCGAGGAGUUAAUGCAUCAUGGCAAUGUCAAGAGUGACCAGUCUUCAAAAUCGAGUUCGGUUUUGUCUCCAAUUGAGCCUUUGUUGCCAGCAAAAAGAAUCCGGGACACAAGUUUGCAGUCCGAUAUUCAUGCCUUCCAAGUCCAUGAUAUCAACAAGGCAGCAUUAAACGAUUCAAACGAAGCGAGGAGUGGCCAAUCUUCCAAAAAAAAUUCAGAUUCGUCAUCAGCAGAGCCAAAAAAUUCGGAUUUUUCAUCAGCAGAGCCUUCUGUGACAGCAAAACGGGCUAGGAUCACGAGUUUUAGUUCCCAGGUCCUCGUAUGCCAAGUUCAUGGCUGUAACCGGGACCUAAGCUCCUCCAAAGACUAUCACAAGAGGCAUAAAGUAUGUGACGAGCACUCUAAGACCGCUAAAGUCAUCGUUAAUGGCAUUGAACAGCGGUUCUGCCAGCAAUGUAGUAGGUUUCAUUUGUUAGCAGAAUUUGAUGAUGAUAAAAGAAGUUGUCGGAAGCGCCUUGCUGGCCACAACGAGCGAAGACGAAAGCCUCAACGCGAUACUCACUGGGAUAUUCCAGGGUCGAGGUUCUUGGAUUUGGCGUCGGAUAGGACUAUCUCGUUCCUAUUCCCCGAAAUCCUUAAUGGCAGCUUCUUCUGCCAAGAAAGUUACGAGGAGGAAGGAAAGCCGAUUAGCAGCUUGCUACAAUCAAGAGGGCAUCUACAAGAAAGGCGAUUCCCAGUUCAAGAAGGCGAAAACUCCACUCGAUCUCACUCUCUUCUGUCAGCCCACAAGGAAAAGAUUCUUAGCAAUUCAACCGUUCAUCCGACAAUGAUUCCAUCGAACCAUCCCGGUUACCUCAAAGUGGAUCAGAAUCUGGGCAUGCCUAAUUUGGGCAUGAACAACACUUCAGGAAACUUCACACUAAGCGAGCUGGAUGCGUUUGGGGUAGUUGAUCGGGAUGGAGUUCUCGAGGUUCAUGAUGGCAAUUUGGGCGCUCAUUAUGAAACUCAAAUCGAUGGGGGCUUGCAAACAUCAGAUUUCGAGGACUUAACUUGCUAUAUUUCUCCAGAAAGCGGGCCAACCAUCGAUUUGCAGCAGCUUUCCACGCAUCUGCUGAGAGUCGAGCAGCAGAGAAGCUAUGCUCAGGUGAAUCACGACACCGAUAACUUCUGUUUCACUACCACGUGAGGAUCGAUCGAACACACAUUCAAUUCGUUUAGCUCGCUGCUUUUCUGUUUGUACAUACAAAUGAUCUGGAACUUGAAGUGCCUCGCUCUCUGGUUUAGAGGAUCUGAAAGGAGUAAUGAUUGUCGAAAGUGCAACAGUAUAGGCAUUUAUAUAGUCUCGAAAACUUUCUUAAACCAAAGAAAGUUACCAUUUAUGAUCUUUGAGAAGUUAGAAUGUAGUAUGGAUAUGAGUUUGGGGAUUCAA
Molecule: messenger RNA, 2043 nt
Organism: Ipomoea nil (Japanese morning glory)
Lineage: Eukaryota; Viridiplantae; Streptophyta; Magnoliopsida; Solanales; Convolvulaceae
Product: squamosa promoter-binding-like protein 6
Exons: 4
Coding region: 259-1800 (513 amino acids)
Cellular component (GO): nucleus
Molecular function (GO): DNA binding
Source: RefSeq, a predicted model, not a curated record